Molecule: messenger RNA, 325 nt
Organism: Closterium sp. NIES-67
Lineage: Eukaryota; Viridiplantae; Streptophyta; Zygnematophyceae; Desmidiales; Closteriaceae
Source: the annotation of a GenBank genome assembly
AAGGCAAUGGGGCAAGGCAGGUCUAUUCCUCACCUCUUCGCGCGACAUGAAGCAGCACGUCGAACACCUGCGACGCGUCUUCGACAUUCUUCUACGAGAACGAUUCUGCAUCAAAUUACUGUAUCCAGGAGCGAAUUCGCCCUCGAGAAGAUCCAAUUCCUUGGACACAUGGUGAGCGCUCAAGGAGUUCACGUCGACCCCAAGAAAAUCGAAGCCGUACGCACGUGGAAGACACCCGAGAACGUGAAGGAGUUGCAGCCGUUCCUAGGCUACGCUAACUAUUAUAACAAGUUCGUGCCAUAGUACGCAAAAAUCGCAACACCAC